Messenger RNA from Prunus armeniaca (apricot), 378 nucleotides. Lineage: Eukaryota; Viridiplantae; Streptophyta; Magnoliopsida; Rosales; Rosaceae. The record is from the annotation of a GenBank genome assembly.
AUGACGGGCCCACCUCAUGGUUUCGUGGUGGAAAGCUCAUUGCAACUGCAUGGAACCGCAGCCAUCACUUUGAAGCAACUUCCCAUGGCUGCCAACACCUUGAAGCCGCCUCCGAGCACCUUGCAGCCACCUCUAGCUGUUGUUCGCACGUUCCAGCACCUCGCAGCCACCUCCUGGAGCCCUGCAAAUGCUGCAAACAGCUGCUGGAAUUUCAGAACAGCCACUGCAAACAGCUGUUGGAAUUGCAGAACAGCUGUCACACUCUUUCUUUCUGUCAUACAAGGCUCCGGCCACCACACACGACUUCGGCCACCCGGUUCUCACCAUAAAGAAAUCUCCGUACCUUUUGUUAGCUAUUGUUUUCCUACAAACACUUGA